Molecule: messenger RNA, 1437 nt
Organism: Lasiodiplodia theobromae
Lineage: Eukaryota; Fungi; Ascomycota; Dothideomycetes; Botryosphaeriales; Botryosphaeriaceae
Product: MFS monocarboxylate transporter
Exons: 4
Coding region: 1-1437 (478 amino acids)
Biological process (GO): transmembrane transport
Cellular component (GO): fungal-type vacuole membrane
Molecular function (GO): transmembrane transporter activity
Source: RefSeq, a predicted model, not a curated record
AUGGACAUCGCCCCCGUCUCUACCCACGAGCCCACUCGGUCCAGCUCCGAGAAGGGCGAGGACAAUGAUUGCACCAUCGAGCCCAUUCGCACAGUUAAGACACAUCAGACUCUAGAUUUGCAGCGUACAUCUUCGCGGCCGGCAAAUGUGCUGCAGCGCUUCAUCACCCCCUCCACCUUCCGAGAAGAGCCACCACCAGACGGAGGUCUGAAGGCCUGGCUGCAGGUACUUGCUGGACACCUCUCUCUCUUUUGCACUUGGGGCUACUUGAACUCGUGGGGCUUGUUUCAGGCCUAUUACGUCUCCACAUACAACUUGCCCGCUUCGACUGUGUCGUGGGUCGUCUCGAUCCAGAUCUUCAUGAUCAACUUGAUGGCCAGCUUCUCCGGCCGCCUCUUCGACGCCGGCUACUACCGCCCCACCGUCCUCUGCGGCAUGAUACUCGAGGUGCUUGCCAUCAUGAUGACUUCCCUCUGUAAUCGCUUCUGGCAGGUCUUUCUGGCACAAGGUGUGUGUGGAGGCUUGGGCAUGGGCCUCAUCUGGUGUCCCACCAUAAGUUUGAUCUCGACCUACUUUGUGAAACGCCGCGCCGUCGGCAUCGCCUUCACUCUUGCCGGCUCCAGCACCGGCGGUGUCAUUUUCCCAGUCAUUUUCCAGCAGCUCAUGCCGCGCCUCGGCUUCGGUUGGACUGUGAGGGUCAUGGGCUUCAUUGUCGUGAGUCUGUUUUGCGUCGUGCUUUCUCUUGCGCGAACCAGGAUCAAUCCAAGAGAAUCCGGCCCGUUCUUGGACCUUCAGUCCUUCAAAGAGCCUUCUUAUUCGCUCUUCACCGUCGGCGCAUUCCUCAUGUCAUGGAGUGUCUACCUUGCUUUCUUCUACGUGAACUCUUUUGCGCAUAACAUCAUCCAUGUCCCUUCCUCCAAGUCCCUGACACUGUUAUAUCUCAUGAACGGCAUCUCGGUAGCUGGUCGUAUUCUCCCUGCUCUCUUCGCUGAUCGCUUCUUCGGAUCACUCAACACCUUCAUCUUCUUGACAGCCAUCGCGGGCACCAUCAUGCUCUGCUGGACCGCAGUCGACAGUCUGAAAGGCCUUAUGAUCUGGGCCGCCUUCUAUGGUUUCUUCGGCGCCGGACUGCAAGGCCUUUUCGGCGCGGCUUUGUCAGGCCUUACCACCGACCUAAAAAAGAUGGGCGUCAGGGUGGGUAUGGUCAUGAGCAUCUGCAGCAUCGCCGGCCUGACGGGGAGCCCGCUCGCCGGAGCCUUGAUCGAGUACAACCACGGAAGCUAUCAGGGAAUGCAGAUUUUCGCAGGAAGCUGCCUUAUCGGAGCCGCCUCGGUCAACACCCUAGCCGCACUUGCUGGCGCAGGUUACUUCCAGAAAGGCAAGGCUUCACAACCCGAUUGUGACACCCCGGCUGUCCAAAAGGAUGAGAAGUGUUAA